UCGGAUCCAAAAAGAAGAAGAAAAGGUGAAAAAGACAAAUCGGAAAUAAAAAUAAAAAUCAAAGAGACGAUUCGAUCGCAUCAAUGGCGGAAGAGAAGAGCUUCAAGUAUGUCAUCGUCGGAGGUGGUGUCUCCGCCGGAUACGCGGCGAGAGAGUUCUUUAAGCAAGGUGUCAAGCCUGGUGAACUUGCUAUCAUUUCCAGGGAACAAGUGCCUCCAUAUGAGCGUCCUGCUCUAAGCAAGGGAUAUAUUCACCUCGAUAAUAAAGCUACACUUCCGAAUUUCUAUGUGGCUGCUGGAAGUGGGGGAGAGAGACAGUUCCCUCAAUGGUACAAAGAGAAAGGUAUUGAGCUGAUUUUGGGCACAGAGAUUGUCAAAGCAGAUCUUGCUGCAAAGACGCUUGUCAGUGGUACUGGACAAGUCUUCAAGUACCAAACUUUGCUAGCUGCAACUGGUUCUUCUGUCAUAAGGUUGUCAGAUUUUGGCGUCCCAGGUGCAGAUGCUAAGAAUAUAUUCUACCUGAGAGAACUCGAAGAUGCUGAUUACCUUGCUUAUGCAAUGGAAACAAAGGAAAAAGGAAAGGCUGUGGUUGUUGGUGGUGGUUACAUCGGUCUUGAACUCAGUGCUGCUCUGAAGGCUAACAACCUCGAAGUUACCAUGGUUUAUCCAGAACCUUGGUGCAUGCCUCGGCUUUUCACCGCUGGCAUUGCUUCCUUCUACGAGGGUUACUACGCCAACAAAGGAAUCAACAUUGUCAAAGGCACUGUUGCAUCCGGUUUCAGUACCAACUCAAAUGGAGAGGUCACUGAGGUGAAAUUGAAGGACGGAAGAACAUUAGAAGCUGAUAUCGUGAUCGUGGGUGUCGGUGGUAGACCAAUUAUAUCACUCUUCAAAGGUCAAGUUGAAGAAGAGAAGGGUGGUUUGAAGACUGAUGGGUUCUUCAAAACAAGCGUCCCAGAUGUAUACGCCAUUGGUGAUGUAGCCACCUUCCCAAUGAAACUCUACAACGAAAUGAGACGCGUUGAACACGUUGACCAUGCUCGCAAAUCCGCUGAACAAGCCGUAAAGGCAAUCAAGGCGGCUGAGGAAGGGAACUCAAUUCCGGAAUAUGACUACCUGCCAUACUUCUACUCUAGAGCCUUUGAUCUCUCAUGGCAAUUCUACGGUGACAACGUUGGAGAAAGCGUAUUGUUUGGGGACAAUGACCCCAAAUCGCCUAAGCCGAAAUUCGGGAGCUACUGGAUUAAAGAAGGAAAAGUGGUUGGAGCAUUUUUAGAAGGUGGAACUCCUGACGAGAACAAUGCAAUUGCUAAACUUGCACGAGCACAACCUUCUGUUGAGAGCCUUGAAGUGCUGUCUAAGGAAGGCCUUUCCUUCGCCACAAAGAUAUAAAUUGCCUUUUCUAGGUUCUGUGUUAGUGUGAGCUUUGAGUUCGAGUGGCUUUUAUGUCAUUUUGCUAUUAUGAUAGCAGAGUGGACAUUUUUGUUAUUUGUUUGACUCGCUUUCUUUGGAUUGUUAAUUUGGUUCCAAAAUAAAAUUGAAAGUCACUC
Messenger RNA from Arabidopsis arenosa, 1549 nucleotides. Lineage: Eukaryota; Viridiplantae; Streptophyta; Magnoliopsida; Brassicales; Brassicaceae. The record is from the annotation of a GenBank genome assembly.